Molecule: messenger RNA, 609 nt
Organism: Misgurnus anguillicaudatus (oriental weatherfish)
Lineage: Eukaryota; Metazoa; Chordata; Actinopteri; Cypriniformes; Cobitidae
Gene: churc1
Product: churchill domain containing 1
Biological process (GO): fibroblast growth factor receptor signaling pathway; multicellular organism development; positive regulation of DNA-templated transcription
Molecular function (GO): zinc ion binding
Source: RefSeq, a predicted model, not a curated record
GGGGCAGUAACAAUGCACUGCAUUUAUCGGUAAGUCUGCGAAGAAGACGAACGCGGAAGCAACCGAAUUUUGUGAUUUUGUGACUGUAAUCCUUUCUUCAUCUUUUUUCUUAUCUGAAAUGUGUGCUGGUUGUGUGCAUAAAGAAUAUCCAGACAGGGGUAAUACCUGUUUGGAAAAUGGUUCAUAUCUCAUGAACUUUCUUGGCUGUGCCAACUGUCACCAGAGAGACUUUGUGUUGAUCAGUGAUAAGACUGUGGUGAAUGAGGAUGAGGAGGAGAUUGUUACCUACCUGCAUAUGUGCAAGAACUGUGACCAUGUCAUAGCCAGACAUGAAUACACCUUCACUGUGGUGGAUGACUAUCAGGAAUACACAAUGUUGUGUAUGUUGUGUGGCAAAGCAGAGGACUCCAUCAGCGUGCUGCCGGAUGAUCCCAGGCAAACAGCACCUCUGUUUUAAAGUAUUUGCACUGAAAGCCAAGAAAGGGAAUUGCAUUCAUACUGAUGCAUGUUUUAAGGGAGCCGUAAUACGUGCAUUUUCAUACGCUUAGCACUGGAGAACAGCAUACAUGUUGUUAUGUAUAACUCCAGGAGAAUAUAUUGCAGAAUGCA